Diachasmimorpha longicaudata is the source of this 5252-nucleotide messenger RNA. It is a transcript of the gene Pfas, whose product is annotated as phosphoribosylformylglycinamidine synthase. The record is from RefSeq and is a predicted model, not a curated record. The transcript has 4 exons. Bases 440 to 4453 code for a protein of 1337 amino acids. Gene Ontology annotation, molecular function: phosphoribosylformylglycinamidine synthase activity. Gene Ontology annotation, biological process: 'de novo' IMP biosynthetic process. NCBI's taxonomy places the organism in Eukaryota, Metazoa, Arthropoda, Insecta, Hymenoptera, Braconidae.
GGAGUGACGUAAUUCUCAAAAAUCAUGGUCAGAGAUUUCAUGGGAAGUGGGACUGUACAUCUAUCUAUAUUGUGAAAAUCAUUCUGAAGAAGAUAAUGGAAAAAUAUCCGGGUAUUUGUUGAUAUUUUGUUGAUGGUUAACAUGUAAUUUCAACAUGGAAAUGUCUGGAUAUAUACGUGAAUUAAGAAAAAUACAUAUUUGUCAUGAUAAGAAGAUGAGUAAACGUGACCUCUUGACUCUUUCAUCAUUUGAUAUUGUUUAUCGGGCUGAAACGUAAUUAGAUAUUUAGUGCUGCUUAUGGUCUUAGUGGAGGAACGGAAACUCCUGUCCAGCGUGUUCGAUAGAUCCAUACUGUAUUUAUUGUCCACUGGUGCGGUGCUCUAUUAGAGUCAGACGUUGACUAUAUAUCAAUUAGCUGCCACGUGACCGAUAGUCCAGCAUGGUAAUCCAGCGAUUUUAUAAGAGUCCUGGACUCUUAUCUGGCCAAUUGACUAAUAAAAUUAACGCCGUUAACGAAGUAUCGACUCUCCUUGCUUCUAUUGAAACUGAAUUAUGCUAUUAUGUGGAAAGUACAUCACCAUUGUCAGAGAAUGAAAUUGAUAAUCUCAGGUGGUUGCUCAGUUCACCCUUCCAUAAGAAAAAUCUCAAUACAUCAGAUUUCGUGGAGGAGCAAUCUGAUUGCCAUAUAAUCGUAGAAAUUGGACCAAGAUUGAAUUUCUCCACGCCAUUUUCAAGCAAUGCAGUAUCGAUUUGCAAAUCCCUCGGGCUGUUGAGCGUUACUAGAUUGGAAGUAUCCACGAGAUAUUUCAUCAAGUGUCGGGAAAAAAUAGAUGAAGCUUGUGAAAAUGCAAUUGUACAUGUGCUUCAUGAUAAAAUGACAGAGUGUCGAUAUUUGAAACCACUCGAAUCGUUUGAUCAUGGAUUUAGACCUGAUAAUUGGUUCGAGGUGGAUAUCAUGCAGAAGGGAAGACCAGCACUUGAAAAUGUUAAUUCUAAACUAGGUCUUGCCUUCGACGAUUGGGACUUGGAUUUCUAUACAAAUCUGUUCAGAGAUCGAUUGAAGCGGAAUCCCACUAGCGUCGAGUGCUUCGACUUGGCUCAAUCUAAUAGUGAACACAGCCGCCAUUGGUUCUUCAAAGGGAAGAUGAUAAUCAAUGGUAGAGAAGGUGAAAAAACACUUUUCGAGAUGAUUACCGAUACACAAAAUCACUCAAACCCAAAUAACGUGAUUAAGUUUGCGGACAAUAGUAGCGCCAUCGAAGGCUUCAACGUAGAUGUCUUAGUUCCAAAGGCAACGGACAUUUGCAGCGAAAUGAUUUUGAAGAACAUAAAAAAACACCUAAUCUUCACGGCUGAAACGCACAAUUUUCCAACAGGCGUUGCACCAUUCAGUGGAGCUACAACAGGAACGGGGGGUCGUUUGCGAGAUAUUCAAGGUUGUGGUAGAGGUGGAUACUAUAUUGCUGGUACUGCUGGUUAUUCAGUUGGAAACCUCCACAUCCCUGAUUAUCAGCUGCCAUGGGAAUUGCUGAACAAGGACGACAUUUAUCCUAGUAACAUGGCGAGUCCGAUCGAGAUACUGAUAGAAGCUAGCAAUGGAGCUUCUGACUAUGGAAAUAAAUUUGGUGAGCCAUUGAUUUGUGGUUUUAUCCGAACCUUCGGCAUGAUAACAGAUAAAAAACGAGGAACAAGAAAAGAAUGGAUAAAGCCCAUAAUGUUCAGCGGAGGAUUGGGAACGAUCGAUGGCGGCAUGAUUGAAAAAGUAAGGCCUGAGAAAGGAAUGGAAAUUGUGAAAAUUGGUGGACCAGUUUAUCGAAUAGGAGUUGGUGGAGGCUCAGCAAGUUCAAUUGCAGUCCAAGGAGACAACGCAUCUGAACUUGAUUUUGGGGCUGUUCAGAGGGGUGAUCCUGAAAUGGAGCAGAAAUUGAAUCGUUUUGUCCGUGCCUGUACGGAAAUGGCUGAGGAUAAUCCAAUUCUGAGUAUUCACGAUCAAGGCGCCGGAGGUAAUGGCAAUGUUCUCAAGGAAAUUGUUGAGCCUGCGGGGGCUGUGAUUUUCACAAAGAAUUUCCAAUUGGGAGACACCAGUAUCAGUACAAUGGAACUCUGGGGGGCUGAAUAUCAAGAGAACGAUGCCAUCCUUUGCCACAAAAAAGACCGGAAUCUUCUAAGGCAGAUUGCUAUGCGUGAAAAGUGUCCCAUCAAUUUCGUUGGCACUGUCACUGGCUCUGGGAGAAUUGUCUUGUCAGAGGAAGACAAUCCUAAUCCCAAUAAAUACCUCAAUGAUAAUGAAAAAAUUGAUUGUCAUGCGAAGAGGCAUCCAGUUGAUCUUGACCUUGAAUUUAUACUUGGUAAAAUGCCUCAAAAGGUGUUUUCUUUGCAACGAGAAAAAUCUUACAAUGAGCCAUUGAUUUUAUCAGCUGAUUUGACUAUCAAUGCUGCCCUCGAGCGAGUCUUGCGACUGCCCUCAGUUGCUAGCAAAAGAUAUCUAACGAACAAGGUAGACAGAUGUGUUACUGGAUUGAUUGCUCAACAGCAGUGCGUUGGACCACUUCACACGCCUCUAGCUGACGUCGCUGUCACGGCAAUUUCUCAUCUAUCAACCGUUGGAAUGGCUUCGUCAAUUGGUGAACAACCGAUAAAGGGGCUGAUUGACGUUGCUGCUGGUGCCCGAAUGACUGUCGCUGAAGCAAUUACGAAUAUUGUUUUUGCCAAAAUUACUGACAUCAGAGACAUCAAGUGCAGUGGCAAUUGGAUGUGGGCAGCUAAACUCAGUGGUGAAGGUGCUGGGCUCUAUGAUGCUUGUACAGCAAUGUGCCAAUUGAUGAAACGGCUGGGUAUUGCCAUCGAUGGCGGAAAGGAUUCACUCAGCAUGGCAGCUAGAGUUGGCAAUCAGGUUGUUAAAUCACCUGGUACACUUGUCAUCUCCUGCUACGCUCCAUGUCCAGAUGUACGAACUGUCAUAACUCCUGAUUUGAAAGCUCCAGCGAAAGGUAAAACUGGAAUCCUUCUACUCGUCGAUUUAUCUAAAGGCCACAGUAGAAUUGGGGGAACAGCCCUGGCUCAAGUAUUCAGUCAGCUUGGCAAUUCAACUCCCGAUGUUGAAGAUCCUGAAGCUAUUGUCAGUGCCUUUCAGGCGACACAAACUCUCAUCGAGCGUAAAAAAAUUCUUUCUGGGCAUGAUAUCAGCGAUGGUGGGCUGAUUACAUGUCUGCUUGAAAUGUCCUUCGCCGGAAUGUGUGGUAUUAACAUCAAUAUAUCGCAUAAAAGUAAAAAUUAUAGCCCCAUUGAAGUACUAUUUAAUGAAGAAGUUGGAUGGAUACUUGAAGUCGAUGAAAAUGACGUUGAGGAAGUUGUAAAUACAUUUCAAAAAUUUCAUGCACCAAUUCAUAAAAUUGGCCAGUCCUCUGGUCUUGGUCUCAACUCUGAUAUUCUCAUUGCUGUUAACGAUAAAACCCACGUUAAAUCAACCGUUAUCUCACUUAUGUCAAUUUGGGAAGAAACCAGCUAUCAAUUGGAACGUCGUCAAACUAAUCUUAAAUGCGCUGAGGAUGAAUUCAAAUUAUUGAAAAAUCGUAAAAUUCCAAAGUACAUAUUGACAUUUAAUCCAGAGAUUCCCUUAUGCAAUCUCCAAUCAUUUAUUACCCCUGAAAUUGGUGUUGCUGUUAUUCGAGAGGAGGGAAUCAAUGGUGACAGGGAAAUGAUUGCGUCACUCAAAAUGGUGGGCUUUCAAGUGUGGGAUGUUACUAUGCAGGAUUUACUUGACAGUAAAAUAACACUGGAUAGAUUCCGAGGUAUUAUAUUUCCUGGAGGAUUCAGUUAUGCUGACGUGCUUGGCUCAGCUAAGGGCUGGGCAGCUGCUCUUCUGUUUCAACCUGUUUUACGUCAACAGCUUUAUGCAUUUAUCGAACGAAACGACACAUUCAGUCUGGGCGUCUGCAAUGGUUGUCAAUUGAUGAGUCUGCUGAGAUGGAUUGGCUGUCCCCAUGACUCUGAUCAUUCUGUUGAUCAGGAGCCUAACGUUGUACUGGAUCACAACAUCUCUGAACGAUUCGAAUGUCGAUGGACGACAGUGAAAAUCGAAAAAUCUCCUGCUAUCAUGCUGAAAGAUAUGGAAAAUACUAUCAUGGGUGUUUGGGUGGCUCAUGGUGAAGGAAGAUUUACGUUUCGGGAUAAUGAAAUUCUCAAUCAACUUAGGAAAGAUCAAUGCUUACCUAUCAAGUACGUCGAUGAUGACGGUAACCCAACGGAAAUUUAUCCUCUCAAUCCAAAUGGAAGUAUAGAGGGUAUUGCGGGCAUCUGCUCGCCAAAUGGGAGACAUUUGGCCAUGAUGCCACAUCCAGAGAGGUGUACGCAAAUGUGGCAAUGGCCGUAUGUCCCACCGUCUUGGACUAAUCAUACAGCACCAUGGCUCAAGAUUUUCCAUAAUGCUUUCACAUGGUGCUGUGAUAAUUAAUCGGCCACUGACAUAAAAUUUACUUAUUACAAGACAAUUGUUGGAAGAGGAGUUUUUUUAAAAGAAUUUUUCUAAUAUUAUUAUAGUCAUAUGAUUAAAUGGAUACUCUCAAUUAUUUUUCUUUUUUUUUUGUUGGAAAUUCUAAAUGAUUUCAAUUAUUAAUAAUUGUGAAUGAUGUUUGUUCAUCACCAUGAUCUGUAUCGCCGUCAUUAUCCCUAAAUUUAAUAGACAUACAUGGCUUGCUGGAUAAAUUCAUAAAAAAUAAAUAAAUAAAUUGACCUCCCGAGAGAAUGACUCCGCAAAAAUAUUCUUUUUGCACAUUAAUUUUUUUGUCGUAAUACGAUUAUGUAAUACAAUCGAAUAAUGGUGAACAAAGGCGUGAUCAGAAAGGCCCCUUCCAUACCUAUUUUGUCAAAUCUCUCUGAAGAUUAAAAAAACGUGAUGACGAGAACUAAUAUUUUGAUAAUAGAAUUGGAAAAAAAGCAGAAAUUUCAAAUGAAGAGAGGGACCGCGUGAUCGCAUGCGCACGGUCAUAUCACGUGGUCAGGAUCGCGCCAUAUUAUUAUAAAGUCCAUUUUACAAAAGAAGAAACAUUGCCACAAGAGGUGGGGAGUAUGAGGACAAGUGGGAAUUUAGGUAGAGUGGGGGUAUGAACUGCGGUACCUCUCCAUGUAACAAGCACUAAUACUUAUUUUUUUCAUACAUGUGCGCAUGCGGACCGAUUCUUAUACAUUUAUUCUUUUUUUAUCCUCAUCAAUGAACAGCGGUAAAUAGAAUUUGUCCUUAAAAAUAUUUUAUG